This is a messenger RNA of Nannizzia gypsea CBS 118893, 1674 nucleotides long. RefSeq lists its product as hypothetical. The record is from RefSeq and is a predicted model, not a curated record. Gene Ontology annotation, biological process: transmembrane transport. The coding region runs from base 1 to 1674 and encodes 557 amino acids. Gene Ontology annotation, molecular function: transmembrane transporter activity. The transcript has 4 exons. NCBI's taxonomy places the organism in Eukaryota, Fungi, Ascomycota, Eurotiomycetes, Onygenales, Arthrodermataceae.
AUGAGAUUAACACGUCAGGCAAGACACCAUAACUCUUCUCCUCCGACUACUUCUCCCGCCGACGACGCGUUUCCGACCCUCCAGCUAUUCAUCCUAGAGCCGAUCGCGUUGACCUCCAUCUUCCCAUAUUCAUGGGUAAUGGUUAAGGAUUUCAACAUUGGAGACAAGAGCAAUGCGUCCUUUUACGCCGGCAUCAUCAUCGCUGCUUUUGCCUUGUCGGAGAGCCUGACUGGAAUGUUCUGGGGAAGCCUGUCGGACAAAGUUGGUCGCAAGCCUGUUCUUCUUCUAGGAUGUGCUGGUACUGUCUUGUCUCUUAUGGUAGUCGGGUUUUCCCGGAGCUUCUGGAUGGCUCUCCUCGGCAGAGUUAUCGGAGGCCUCCUGAAUGGGAAUGUCGGUGUUAUCCAGACAAUGGUAGGAGAGGUGGUCAAGAACCCAGACCAUGAACCACGAGCAUACGCUGUUAUGCCAUUUGUCUGGUCCAUUGGGACAAUCAUUGGCCCAGCGAUUGGAGGCACGUUUGCGCAACCCUAUAAAUCCUUCCCUUCGCUCUUCUCUCCAUCAGGCUUAUUUGGUUCUUUCCCUUACCUACUCCCUAACAUAAUAUGUUCGCUGCUACUCUUUAUCAGUAUCUUUGCGGGGUACUUUUUCCUGGAUGAGACGCAUCCCGACUUCCAACCCCAGCAUACUCGAGCCGAAGGUGCGGAACAAUCCGCUAACGAGGACGAUAACGAUACUAUCGGUGCUCCCCUUUAUGCCGUUGCCACGGCUGGAUCUACCGCUCAUGCCGGUGCAGACUUGACCGCCAAGUCAUAUGGCACCUUCAACGAAGUUGACAUGCACGAGGAUGAGGAAUGGUAUGUCAGACCAGAUGGGAAACGUCUUCCAGCUCCAGAUUCGGGUAAAGUCUUCACAAAGCGUGUGACUAUGCUUAUCAUCGCUCUGGGCAUCUUCACCUACCAUUCCAUGACCUAUGACCACCUCCUCCCAAUUUUUCUUCAGGAUUCGCGAGAUGGUAUUAUCAACCACAUUCCAUCCUCGCCCCUGGACAUCCCAGGAGGAUUAGCUCUAUCCACACAAACCGUUGGAUUGAUCAUGGCCGUAAACGGAGUCAUUGCCCUGGCAAUUCAGGCCUUCGUCUUCCCCAUUGUCACUGAAUGGCUAGGCGUAUGGAGCGUCUUUGUUCUUGUUACGAUCCUCCAUCCCCUGGCAUACUUUAUUGUACCCUUCUUGGUCUUCCUACCAGCCAGCCUCUUAUACCCUGGCAUCUACACAUGUCUUACAAUCCGAAACCUUUUCUCCAUCCUAGCCUACCCCGUUCUGCUCAUUUUGAUCAAACAAGCCAGUCCGUCGUACAAUACCCUCGGGAAAAUCAACGGCCUUGCAGCCUCUGCUGGAGCGGCAUGCCGAACACUUGCCCCGCCAGUCGCCGGAUAUCUUUAUACUGUCGGGACCCGAAUCGGAUUUACCGGAAUUGCCUGGUGGGCUAGCAGCCUGGUAGCUAUAUUUGGAGCUCUACAGCUUUGGUUUAUGAGUGGUAAACCGCACACAAGUGUUUCCAUACUGGCCCGUCCCCCGUGUUUCUCUAGACAUGUGGAAUCUCAUCCUCCUAUCAUCCACAUCCAUGUGGAAGAGGAAGAACAACAGAGACCACAUGAACGCCAACCAUUGGUAUAA